Molecule: messenger RNA, 2557 nt
Organism: Bombus terrestris (buff-tailed bumblebee)
Lineage: Eukaryota; Metazoa; Arthropoda; Insecta; Hymenoptera; Apidae
Exons: 8
Coding region: 453-1814 (453 amino acids)
Cellular component (GO): membrane
Source: RefSeq, a predicted model, not a curated record
AAGGCAUUGCGACGGAAUUUCUUUUUUUAUAGAGCUGAAAGUAUUAUUAAUCGCAUCGUGUUACGAAAGAAAAUAUCGUUCAAAUAAAACAGGGAAAGGGAUCAAAUAUCGAAAGGAUCAACGAUUUACAUUUAAGGGAUUGUAUUUCAUUUCUAAUACAACUUUUCAUAUAGGUGGUAUUUGCGAUAGGACCGAGCUCGAGGGUUAAAACUACAGACGCGAGGCACCGAGCACGGAAACAAGUCUGCAGAAGGGCAAGUGUCGGUUCCAUCGACGACGAUAUCGUGGUGGAAAGGGUAAUAGCGGUAUUGAUUGCAGCGGAACUUGACCGCGCAAACUCUCUGUCUGCCCUCAAUGAAAUGACGUGCUUACAUAUGGAACCACGACGGACGGGACGACGAUAAAAACCUGUGGAUACCACACCUGGCUGACACCUGCCAGUUAAAACGGUGAUGAUGACAUCGACCCUCUGCACCUGCACAUGGCUACUGCUACCCUGCUGCGUUCUCGUCACCCUCUCUACUGGUGAACUGAAUUUUUAUCGAGAUGAAAUCGCUUUUAGGCAAUUGAUGAAGUACCUCGAGGGGCAGAGAACGCAUUUUCUCUCGCUGUUGGCGAAUCAAGCUCGCAAGAAGCAUCAUUUGGGCUUGGAUCGCCAAAAGGAGAGGGAUAUUCUGGAAGCGUUGAUCAACAAAGGCAGCUUGGCGGAUAUUCAAAGAAAGGAGAAAGCAAAAGGAUGGAACUAUCGGCAAACGCGAUACAACAAGCCGUUCAACGAAUUACCGCAAGAAAGGAUGCAUUAUUUUCCGUUGUACGAGUUGAACCCGCUCGAAAGUUCUUUGGAGUAUCCAAACUUUAAGUUGCCUUAUCUUCCCCGUGAAAUGAAUGGCGAAGAUACGAAUGUUCAAGACGAUGACUACGGAUACGACGAGACCAACUUGGACAGGGGAAUGAAGGAGGAACCGUUGGAAUUUCACGGAAGUUACGGUAGUGGAUCGAUCAACGAGAACGGCAGAAAUGAUAUACAGAUACAAAAGCUGGAAGCGACCACUCCGGAUUUCACUUUCGACUCGAAUUUACGCGAUAGACAACCGCUGUUCGCUGUAAAGCCCAAUGAUCCCAGAUAUUAUCAGGAUGCUCCUUUUUUCUUAGAUAACAAAGAUAACUCGGAUUUUGAGCAAUCGAUGAGAAAUAAUACGAAGUGGGAACGAGAGAAUACAGCGAUCGGAACAGGACACGUGAUGCAACAGGAGAAGGCGAGAAACACGGAGUCGAAAUUUAAGGAUACGUCGGUGAUCGUGAUACCGGAGUUGGAACGACGUAUGGAGUAUAACCCGAUGUUCGUACCUGUAAACCAGGAUUUGAAUAACGAUAUAUAUUUUAUCGCUAUCGUUGCUGGCUGCAGCGCAGCGGCGAUGUUUGCUCUCGUAUUAAUCGCUUUGACAUGGUGCAGGUUAAAACGGGGUGCUAAAGCGGCUGCUGAUAUAGAAUAUCCAGCUUACGGUGUAACUGGUCCAAAUAAAGAGAUAUCACCAUCCGGAGACCAAAGACUCGCGCAGUCUGCCCAGAUGUAUCACUUCCAACAUCAGAAACAACAAAUCAUCGCUAUGGAAAAUCGUGUUUCUGCAACCAGAGACCCAGGCUCUGUAUCCGAAGCAGAGAGCGAGGAGGAAAACGAGGAAGGAGACUACACUGUUUACGAAUGCCCAGGACUGGCUUCUACUGGUGAAAUGGAAGUGAAGAAUCCGUUAUUCCAUGACGAUCCAACACCGGCGACACCAGCACGAACUAACAAAGAAGAGGACCAUAUAUAGUUUGACUAAAUUCCAAAUAUAUUUGAUUUAAGUAUUUUUUCUGGUGCUUAGCUCACUGUUAACGUACCAUAUCGGAAACAUUUAUCUAUAUAUCGAAUGUACGCAACUUUAACAUUUGUACGACGCGGGAAGUCGAGAUAGAAAAUUAACCAAAAGAUCUGACACGAGACCAUUUUUGCGGUUUGUGAAAGAGUUUACCACGUGAAACGAUGGACAUUCUACGUCGUUAAAAACUAUCGUGUUUAUUUGAAAACACAUAUUUUUUAACUCCAUGAUGUACUAUAGUUUGUACUUUCAUAGCAAGUACGGUUAGCCAUAUGAUUGACAUUAUUUUUCUACUCACCGUUAGACUUGCAACAUAGAGUACGGAUUGGAGAUUACAUACUACGUAUAACAUCUAAUAUCACUUUAUACCUGAUUAUAAUUUUUCAAUAUAGUAAUAACGUUUAUCGCAUGUUUUCGCCAACUCUUUCUUUCUCCACGUAUCGAUAACCACUGUUCGUCCACCGAAGAAAUUUAUUAUUCCUCUAUAAUUUAAAAGUGUCUGGUAAUAACUUAAAAGUAGAUAUACGUUCCUAAAUCAGAAUUUCGGUUCAGGCUUAUGGAAUUAUCGUGGCUGUUGAUGGUACGUUUGGGAUUCAGUUGUUAACAACAACGUUCGUAAAAAUAUAUACAUAUAUACAUACAUACGUACAUACAUACAUACAUACAUAUAACGUGUAACUACAUUAAGUUUGAUAUUU